GGGAUUUUUGGGUGGGAAUAUAUCGUUUAUUCUCAAUUCCAAACUUGGGAUGGCAUAUCAGUUAAAUUUUCUCUAACAGCACUGCUGCACUAGUUUCCUCAAGUAAACACACCACGGUCUUACUGAAAGUGAAACGCUGAUCAGAAGCCAACUUCUAACACCCAGUUCAAUUUCCUCAAUUCUCGAGAACGUUGUACCAAUUCCAUUUUGUAAUCGCGGCUACGUCCUCUUCGUAUCAGAAAAACGCCAGUCAUUCACCACCAUGGCCGUAACAGACUUUUUCGUGGGCGAGAUCGCAACCGAACUCAUAAAGCAGCUAAUAACAAUAUCUCGAAGGGCCUCUCUCUGUAAAUCCAGUGCGGACCAGCUCAGAGAAACCAUGGAAGCACUCCUCCCUACUAUCCAAGAAAUCAAAUACUCUGGCGUUGAACUUCCCGCUGUACGCCAGACACAGCUCGACCGCCUCUCCGAGACUCUCCGUGAUGGACAGGAGCUCUGUGAAAAGGUUAUCAGAGCAAAACGUUGGAACGUGUACAAGAACAUGCAACUGGCAAGGAAGAUGGAUAAAUUGGAGAAGAAAAUUUCUGUAUUCUUCAGCGGUCCCAUGCAAGCACAUAUCUUGGCUGAUGUUCAUCACGUCAGGUUUCAAUCGACGGAGAGGUUUGAUCAGCUGGAGGCUUCGACGAGAAGGAUUGAGAAGAGUCUUGAGUCCUUCUCGUCGAUGAAGAUUGGUGUGGGAGUCGGAGGGUGGGCUGAGCAGGCCUUGAUGAGAGUGGAAACGGAGGCUGAGAGAGGCGUGGAGGGUAAUUUGGGAAAUUUUAUGGGAGUAGGAAUGGCUUUAGGGAAAAAGAAAGUGAAGGAAAUGAUUAUUGGAAGGGAUGAUUGGAGCGUGGUUGGGAUUUGCGGGAUUGCUGGCUCAGGGAAGACCACUCUUGCUGCCGAGGUCUGCAGAGAUAUUCAAGUCACAGGCUACUUCAACAACAGAAUUCUGUUCCUUACGGUAUCACAAUCUCCAAAUGUGGAGCUGUUGAAGGCAACGGUUUGGUCUUUCGUAUCUGGAUGUAAUGUGGGAUCAUAUGGUGCAGUUCCACCGUGGAAUCUACAAGUUCCUUGGACAGUAGGACCUCGGAGUUUGGUGGUCUUAGAUGAUGUGUGGUCAUUAGCAGUGCUUCAACAACUUAUUUUUAGGGUUCCUGGUUGCAAAACACUUGUGGUUUCCCGAACCAAGUUUUCAACGGUUCUCAAUUCUGUUCAUGAAGUAGAGUUGUUGAGAGAAGAUGAAUCAAUAUCCUUGUUCUGCCACUCUGCUUUUGAACAGAACACCAUUCCUCCAGCUGCAAAUGAGAAUUUGGUCAAGGAGAUUGUAAACGAAUGUAGAGGGCUGCCUCUGGCUCUUAAAGUUAUUGGAGCAUCACUGAGGGAUCGGCCUGAAAAAUAUUGGGUAAGUGCCAAGCAAAGGUUAUCACGAGGACAGCCUAUUUGUGAGUCUCAUGAAACCGAAUUGCUUGUUCGGAUGGCAAUAAGCAUUGAAGACUUGUCAGAAAAGGUUAAGGAAUGCUUCCUAGAUUUGGGAUCCUUUCCUGAAGACAAAAAGAUUCCAAUGGAGGUGCUCAUCAAUAUCUGGGUUGAGAUCCAUGACAUUGAUCAGGAGGAGGCUUUUGCCAUCCUUGUGGAGCUUUGUGAUAGAAACCUUCUCACCCUAGUUAAAGAUUCAAGAGCUGGAGACAUGUAUAGUGCUUACUAUGAGAUCUACGUCACUCAACAUGAUGUUCUUAGAGAUCUUGCUCUCCAUUGGAACAAUCGUGACAAGAUAAAUGACCGCAAGCGGUUAUUUAUGCCUAGAAGAGACGAGGAGCUUCCAAAAGAAUGGGAGCGGAAUGUUGAUCAGCCAUUCAAUGCUCAGAUUGUUUCCAUUCAUACAGGGGAAAUGAAAGAAAUGGAUUGGUUUCGCAUGGAAUUCCCCAAGGCAGAAGUGCUACUCCUCAACUUCUCUUCUAAGGAGUACUUGUUGCCUCCCUUCAUCAAGGGCAUGGAAAAGCUUAGGGCGCUCAUAGUGAUAAACCAUAGUUCCUGCCCUGCUACCCUUCGCAACUUUUCAGUUUGUUCAGAUUUAGGUAACCUUAGAAGCCUCUGGCUUGAAAGAGUUUCAAUUGCUCAAUUACCAGAGGCAACUAUUUCCCUUAGAAAUUUGCGGAAAAUAUCUUUAGUUCUCUGCAAAACUAUUGGCUGUCUUGAUCAGCCAACGAUAGACCUGCCCAAGAUGUUCCCUCGCCUCUUGGAGCUUACAAUUGAUCACUGUGAUGAUCUAAUGAAGCUGCCUCCAAGCGUUUGUCAGUUGCAGUCACUCAGGAGUCUAAGUAUCACUAACUGCCACGGUUUACAAGAAUUGCCAGCUGACAUUGGCAAGUUGAAAUCUCUAGAAAUUAUGCGGCUCUAUGCAAGCCCUCUUCUUAAGACUCUCCCAACUGGCAUUUCUGAGCUGGUUAGUUUGAAAUACCUCAACAUUUCUCAAUGUGUCAGCUUAACAUGUCUUCCUCAAGGGAUUGGUAAUUUAGCAAGGCUGGAGAAAAUUGACAUGAGGGAGUGUUCACAAAUAUGGAGUCUACCAAAGUCUGCUGCUUCAUUGAAGGCUCUACGUCAAGUAAUUUGUGAUGAUGAUAUUUCUUGGCUGUGGAAGGAUUUGGAGAAGGCUAUACCAGGACUCCAUGUUCAGGUUCCGGAGAAAUUUUUUAGUCUGGAUUGGCUUCAUGAAUAAACAGAUUGUAUUACUCUGUCAAUGUAAAUAACUUAACAAUAGUCAGUUUUAACAAUGAAAUGAAGCACAUCUUAGUUGAACUCGUAACUAGAAAUUUAUUUUAAAAAAUAUAUAUGUGUGGGACAGCUCCAUGUUAUGAGCUUGAGUGAGAUACUGUGGAAAAUUUGCAUUGCAGCUAAACGUGUCUAACUUAAGCAAAUAAGGUGUAGUGUAUAGGUGGAGAACGGGGUUUGAUUAUAAUUUCUUGACUGCCUCAAAAGUCCUCCCUUAAGAAACGCGGGAACAAAAGCGUGUGGACCCUCUCAUAUCAAUUUCAGACAACGCCGGCCUUUGUCG
Messenger RNA from Pistacia vera, 3091 nucleotides. RefSeq names its product probable disease resistance protein At4g33300. The transcript is spliced from 5 exons. Bases 263 to 2755 code for a protein of 830 amino acids. The record is from RefSeq and is a predicted model, not a curated record. Gene Ontology annotation, biological process: defense response to fungus; cell surface receptor signaling pathway. Gene Ontology annotation, molecular function: ADP binding. Lineage: Eukaryota; Viridiplantae; Streptophyta; Magnoliopsida; Sapindales; Anacardiaceae.